Molecule: messenger RNA, 1779 nt
Organism: Candoia aspera
Lineage: Eukaryota; Metazoa; Chordata; Lepidosauria; Squamata; Candoiidae
Gene: SP7
Product: Sp7 transcription factor
Exons: 1
Coding region: 28-1275 (415 amino acids)
Biological process (GO): regulation of transcription by RNA polymerase II
Molecular function (GO): RNA polymerase II cis-regulatory region sequence-specific DNA binding; DNA-binding transcription factor activity, RNA polymerase II-specific
Source: RefSeq, a predicted model, not a curated record
GUACAGUAUGGCUCCAGUCCCCUGGCUAUGUUGAUGGACACUUGUGAUAAAUUUGGAAGUUCUAGUCCAGUCCAAGAGUCAGCCGCUCCCGGAAGAGCUGAGAACAAUUUGGGAAGGAAACCUUACUUUUUGGGAGUAGAGUCUUUUGCUCCAAAGCUCUGGAGUGCUGAAGGCAUGGGAGAUUCCUAUACGGCCACUUUCCCCAAUGGGAAUGGAUUGAUGUCUCCUUCAGCAAGCCCACAAGCUUCUACCACUUACAGCAAUGAUUAUAGUCCUUUUCCCCAUUCCUUCCCAGCCUCACCCACAACUCAAGAUCCCUCUUCGUUGCUGGUGCCUAAGGGGCAUCCCUCCCCUGAUUGUCUCCCCAGUGUCUACACCUCCUUGGACAUGGCACACCCUUAUGGCUCCUGGUACAAAGCUGGCAUCCACCCAGGCAUCUCGACCAGCUCUAGCAACCCUACUGCUUCCUGGUGGGAUAUGCAUUCCAACAGCAACUGGCUGAGUUCUCAGCCACAGUCAGAUGGACUCCAGGGUUCCUUACAGUCCAUGCCUAGCCAGGCCCCCAUCAGCCCCCAGCUACCCAGUUACACGUCUGAGUUCACCACUUUGAACCCUGCUCCUUACCCUGCAGUAGGCAUUACUUCUUCAUCGCACCUUCUCCCUUCAGGACAACAUGUGCUGCCCCAAGAAAUGUAUAAGCCCAAGCCAGUGGCCAAUAACUCCCUGAUGGAAGGUGGGAUUGCCUUGAAGUCUGGAAGAGGGGGCUCCUUUGGGAGCACAGCCGGCAGGUCCACUUGCGACUGCCCUAAUUGCCAAGAACUAGAGCGGCUUGGGGCCUCGGCAGCCAGCCUGCGGAAGAAGCCUAUCCACAGCUGCCACAUCCCAGGCUGUGGGAAGGUCUAUGGGAAAGCCUCGCAUCUCAAGGCCCACCUGCGGUGGCACACCGGGGAACGCCCCUUCGUCUGCAACUGGCUCUUCUGCGGCAAGCGUUUUACGCGCUCAGAUGAGCUGGAGCGCCAUGUUCGCACUCAUACCCGAGAGAAGAAAUUCACCUGUUUGCUCUGUAACAAGCGCUUCACCCGCAGUGACCACCUCAGCAAGCAUCAGAAGACCCAUAAUGAAAUAGGAGUAGGCAAGCCCCCUGAAGGUGAAGCUGAGCGGGAAGAGGCUGCCACGGUGGCUGGUUCCCCCGGUGCCGCUGCCCUUCAAGAGGGCCUGGCUGGAGAGGAAAAAGAUGCCACCAGCCCUGAGCAGAGCAGCCUCCUGGAGAUCUGAUGGGUGCUGCAUGUGCUCCAGCGUACUUACUUCACACCAUCUCCACCAUUUCAAUUUGAAUGCUUCCUGCUAAGUAAUUUAUUUGUGGAUAAAACACAGCCACUGUUGCUGUUAGCCAUUCCUCCAGCUAAGAUUGUAACUUGUGUAAAGCUUCCCUAAUCCCAGCCCAGAAGCAAAUUCAGCUGGGACCUCAGAAGGUCCAUGAUUUUGUGGCUAAAGACUCAGAGGCAAAAUCUGAAGCUACAUCCCUUAUCAUUCCUUAAGCCGUUAUAACCAAAGUAGCUACCCACUGAGGUCUCUGCGUGAUCACUCAGAUAAUGGCCAAAAUGUUGAAGUCAUAAGACCAUGUGUAGGACUAGCCAAGUAGCAGGCUGGGCAGGACUGAAGUAAGUUUUUCUCAGGGUAUGUACAGAAAUCACCUUCCAUCUCAUGUAACCCACUGAGCAUUUGAUUUUGAGCAUCUCUCCUAACUUCUGGCACCCGUAGGUGGUUGAAAGAACAAGG